GUUGUAAAAGAAUCUGCUGAAAGCCAGACAAUGCUACGACGAAAUUUGCCUGUUCGCCUAACAGCUGCACUCCGAAGCACCCGCGUAUGCUAUCCAAAAACCUUGACGAUAAAUGCUCUUAACCAGUUCAACCGAAAUGUCAGUACACGAGCAACAUUUUCGAAACCCGCGACUACCAGGGUUAUGACUGCCGCGAUUCUGACAAGCAUGUCGUUGAGCUACCUUUAUGCUACCAAGUUAAAUGCGCUGGAACCUGAAGUGAAGGGUGAUCAAGUAUGCCAAGCUAUUGUCGACAAUGACAUCAAGCUGCUGAAGAAGCUUAUUGAAAAUCCCAAUUUUACACCCAAUUGUUAUCAUCGGUAUGGCUGGACUCCACUGCAAACUGCAGUCAUUCAAGACAACAUUCAAAUGGCCAAGAUGCUAUUGGAAGCAGGGGCAGAUCCCAAUCUGGAAGAUCAUUAUUACCCAAAGUCUCAUGAAGAAGCAAAUUUCCGUCAAGAAGAUUUUUCAUCUGAGCUGCUCCCCUAUCGAGAUUAUCGCAAAUUCACUGCGCUUCACUAUGCUUGCAUUAUACAGAACCCUGAAAUGGUCGCCUUGCUCUUAGAUCAUAUGGCCGACCCAACUGCACGAACAUCGCAAGGGUUGACACCUCGUGAAUACCUCUACUAUGUUGAAAGGUUUACUGGUGAAAAGAAUAUGAAGAUUGAAUCAGCUUUAAGAGCUAAGGAACGGUCUUAUCCUUUGGAUAAAGCUGCGCAUGACGAAGAAAUGCGUAAAGCGCAAAAGCAAAAGGAAAAGGAGUAUAGACUGAAGCAUCCAAUUGAAGAAGCAUUGAAAGCACGCAUCGUUGGCCAGUUGGGUCCGAUUCAUGCCGUCGCUAGCGCCAUUCGUCGCAAACAAAAUGGUUGGCACGAUGAGGAUCAUCCACUGGUCUUCUUGUUUUGUGGUUCAUCCGGUGUUGGUAAAACGGAACUUGUCAAAGCACUUGCAACACAUCUACACGGAAAGAAUAUAGACAAAGGAUUUAUCAGAAUCGAUAUGAGCGAGUUCCAGCAUAAGCAUGAUGUGUCGCGGUUCAUUGGGUCCCCGCCUGGAUAUGUGGGGUUUGAAGAGGGCGGACAGUUGACUGAGAAACUUAAAGACUGUAAGAA
Messenger RNA from Umbelopsis ramanniana AG, 1151 nucleotides. RefSeq lists its product as uncharacterized. Gene Ontology annotation, molecular function: protein binding; ATP binding; ATP hydrolysis activity. The record is from RefSeq and is a predicted model, not a curated record. Gene Ontology annotation, biological process: cellular response to heat. NCBI's taxonomy places the organism in Eukaryota, Fungi, Mucoromycota, Umbelopsidomycetes, Umbelopsidales, Umbelopsidaceae. The annotation marks the transcript as partial. The transcript has 9 exons. Gene Ontology annotation, cellular component: cytoplasm; mitochondrion.